Molecule: messenger RNA, 473 nt
Organism: Oncorhynchus tshawytscha (Chinook salmon)
Lineage: Eukaryota; Metazoa; Chordata; Actinopteri; Salmoniformes; Salmonidae
Product: solute carrier family 66 member 2-like
Exons: 2
Coding region: 171-404 (77 amino acids)
Biological process (GO): phospholipid translocation; retrograde transport, endosome to Golgi
Cellular component (GO): trans-Golgi network; endosome
Source: RefSeq, a predicted model, not a curated record
UCUCUCUAUCAGAUCUGGAACCCCGGUUCUUUUGGAGCUGGGAUGGCUUUGAGGACUACCUCAUCUUCCUGUUGGCCUUCACGCUGCCCUGUGCCUUCACCACCCUUCUCCUCCUGGACUCCUCUCUGUUUGUGGAGUCCCUGGGCUUCCUGGCCGUGCUGACGGAGGCCAUGCUGGGGCUACCACAGCUGCUCCAGAACCGACGCAACCACUCCACCACCGGCAUGAGUGUGAACAUGGUCCUACUGUGGAUGGCCGGGGACAGCUUCAAGACGGCCUACUUUGCCCUGAAGGAGAGCCCCCUCCAGUUCCUGUUGUGUGGGCUGACUCAGGUACUGAUGGAUCUGGCUAUCCUCUAUCAAGUGUGUCUCUACAGCCAAGACCCCUGGGACAAACUGGCUUAACUAACCCUAACCCUAGCUAUCUCCAACCCUAGCUAUCUCUAACCCUAGCUAACUCUAACCCUAGCUAAC